CACGAAGAAUUUGCGAGCCAACCAAAAAAGCCACCAACCGGCUUCCCCCCCGCCGUCGGCAACCGCCGCCGACCUCCGCCGCCUGCGUAUCAUCUGCCCCAGUCCGUUCCCCCGGCAAACCCCCACCCCCGCGCGCUGCCCAUGGGCUGCUCCUCCUCCUUACCAGCUACUAAUGCUGGAGGGUUGAGCAAUGCCAACAGUGGGGAUUCUGAUAUUGAUUCAAAGAACUUCCGAGUGAAGUUGGUAUUACUUGGAGACUCUGGUGUUGGGAAGAGCUGCAUCGUUCUUCGCUUUGUCCGUGGUCAGUUUGACCCUACUUCCAAGGUAACUGUUGGUGCAUCAUUUUUGUCACAAACAUUGGCAUUAGAGGACUCAACAACAGUGAAGUUUGAAAUAUGGGAUACUGCUGGCCAAGAGAGGUAUGCUGCCUUGGCACCUCUUUACUACCGGGGAGCUGGUGCUGCAAUUGUUGUCUAUGACAUAACCAGUCUAGAAUCAUUUAACAAAGCACAAUAUUGGGUGAAGGAACUUCAAAAACAUGGCGGUCCUGAUAUGAUUAUGGCUUUGGUUGGGAAUAAGGCUGAUCUGCAUGAAAAUCGUACUGUAUCUUCUCAGGAAGCACAAGAGUAUGCAGAAAGGAACAAUAUGUUUUUCAUUGAGACGUCAGCUAAAACAGCCGAUAACAUAAACCAAUUAUUUGAGGAAAUCGCGAAGAGGUUACCAAGGCCAACAUCAUCUUGAUGGAACUUGAUCAGUGUAGGUUUUAGAAAGCCUGGUCAAGGAGCAUUGUGUAAUGUACACUAGCAGUUAAUUGUCCAAUGCACCAUGGUGUCAGGUCAAGCACUCCAGCCAUGUGUAUACACGCUUGUUUGCAUAUGUAACUUCCAUGUAAAGCUUGCCUGAUGUGUUUAUUGUGUUGAGACCUGGAAUUUGGUCCAAGUUACAUCGUGGCAUGCUCUGCACUGGCUAUCGCACAUGGAAGUGAAGGGACUUAUAUGCAGUUUAAAGUUGCGACUAAUGUUUUCUAAUGCAAAAUUAAAUGCAUCAAAUAUAUUAAUAUA
Messenger RNA from Setaria italica (foxtail millet), 1061 nucleotides. RefSeq names its product ras-related protein RABF1. NCBI's taxonomy places the organism in Eukaryota, Viridiplantae, Streptophyta, Magnoliopsida, Poales, Poaceae. The transcript is spliced from 8 exons. Bases 142 to 741 code for a protein of 199 amino acids. Gene Ontology annotation, molecular function: GTPase activity; GTP binding. The record is from RefSeq and is a predicted model, not a curated record.